Messenger RNA from Stegastes partitus (bicolor damselfish), 4869 nucleotides. RefSeq names its product TEF transcription factor, PAR bZIP family member b (gene tefb). Gene Ontology annotation, biological process: regulation of transcription by RNA polymerase II. Gene Ontology annotation, cellular component: nucleus. The record is from RefSeq and is a predicted model, not a curated record. The transcript has 4 exons. Gene Ontology annotation, molecular function: DNA-binding transcription factor activity, RNA polymerase II-specific; RNA polymerase II cis-regulatory region sequence-specific DNA binding. Lineage: Eukaryota; Metazoa; Chordata; Actinopteri; Pomacentridae. Bases 253 to 1389 code for a protein of 378 amino acids.
GAUUGGCUCCGCGCCGUGAUUGACGGGCCGGCAGCCAGUCGCCGUGCUGCGGGGGGCGGGGCUCCAGCGGCUCAUUAGCAUACAAGUUGUUUGGACACAUGCAGACGUCCCCGUGAUGCUGGAAGUUGGUGAAAAGUGACUCAAGUCAGCAGCUGACAGCACAAACCGUGUCCCAGGCUCAGGUGGAGCGCUGCUCACGCACUCAGACUCGCGUUUCUCGACAACAGCAGGUAGUUUCAGAAGCUCUUCAUCAUGUCUACAGCUAACCAGGUGUUUUUCGGAGAUAAGAGCGAUGUUCCUGAUCUCCUCAAGUCCCUGGCUGACUAUCCGUUCUCCUUCCCUGCCUUCGAUGACACCGAAAUAGAGAAGGAGAAGCUGUGCUCCUCUGAUGAUGUGGAAGGAGGUGGGGCUGUGGCAGCCAGUGCUGGAGGAGCUUCCAGAGGAGGCGGCGGUGGCGGCAGCGGCGGUAGCGGAGGUGUGUCAGCCUCCCUGACCCCGGCCAUUUGGGACAAGACCAUUCCCUACGAUGGGGAGACCUUCCACUUGGAGUACAUGGACCUGGAUGAGUUCCUCCUCGAGAACGGGAUCCCUGUGAGCCUGGAGGAGGAGGAGCUGCAGAAGACUCUGACCUCAGUGGAAGGCAAAGGCAAAGCCGUUCCCAAGGUUAUCGCUGCAGCCACUGCUACUACCACCACCACUACUCCUGCUCCAGAUGCUCCAGAUGCCGCCGAGGCAGCCGCCGUCUCCGCCACGGCAUCUUCCCCCUCCGCCUGCACGGCCGCCUCAGAUCCAGAGGAGACCGUGACAGUCACCACAUUACAACCAGCCAAGCUAGAAGAAGAGGAGGAGGAGGAGGAGGAGGAGGAAGACGAGGAAGAAGAAGACAAUGAGGAAGAGGAAGGACAGGAAGAGGAAUCUGUGGCUGAGGAGGCAGAAGUGGAAGUAAAGAAAACAGAUCGCAACGCCGCCGAGCGUAACACGCCUUCCCCCAUCGACCCAGAAGCCAUCGAGGUGGACAUCAACUUCCAGCCGGACCCCACCGACCUGGUCCUGUCCAGUGUGCCGGGCGGAGAGCUGUUCAACCCUCGCAAGCACAAGUUCUCCGACGAGGAGCUGAAGCCGCAGCCGAUGAUCAAGAAGGCCAAGAAGGUGUUCGUCCCCGACGAGCAGAAGGAUGAGAAGUACUGGUCCAGGAGAAAGAAGAACAACCUGGCGGCAAAGCGCUCGCGCGACGCCCGGCGGCUGAAGGAGAACCAGAUCACGGUGCGCGCCUCCUUCCUGGAGCGGGAAAACGCCGCGCUGAGGCAGCAAGUGGCCGAGCUGCGGAAGGACUGCGGCCGCUGCAAGAACGUCCUGGCCCGCUACGAGGCUAAGUAUGGCCCACUGUAAAAAACACAACAACGACAAAACACAAAAGAACUACGAUUUAAAUCCAAGAAGUAUCAAUGAGACAAAAGCAGAACUCCCUUCCCCACAGAAUUCAACACAGACACAAACACCAAGGGAAUCUAAAUUUGCACUGUUGUCGCCGCUGACCUCCAGUCACUGCGUCGGGCUCCAGUCGUAGUUUCUAACAUGAUGCUGGAGUUUCGGAUGCACACUGGCAGGCAGUGAGACGUGACGGGAGCGGUGGUCACAGGAAGGCCUGUGGAGAGCGCCUGGCUCCUACACUCUGAGAGGAAGUGGACUGUUGCGGAUGCUGCCGCGAUCAAACGUGGCCUAUCUCAAGGGAGGUUCAGGAAAGUCAUGGAAAGAGCAGGCUGGUACAAAAGAAUCACAGGCUAUCGAAUACUACACACAUCAGUUUUUAUCACUGCACAACACUCCGUGGACCAAAGCAUGAGUAGCGUCAGUCAGAAGUUGUGUAUUUAGAGCGGUGCACACUCGCCGUCCCUCACUUUUCCUUGUGUUGCACUUAACCUUAAAGUGUGGUUGAGUCUCAGAAGAAGGAUGUUCGCGGUGAGACGUUUAGAUCAGCUCACGGCAGCGUAGGAGAGGAACACAUAGACACAGGAGCAGAGGAGCAGGAGGCAGACUGACUUCCAGUCUGAAGGGAGAGUUAGACCUCAGGUCGGCACAGGAGGCGAGGAGGAGAGUCCGUCAGUGGUGCGGUUCGGUUCAGUCACAGUUCUUCCUUCUUGUAACCCACAUGCACGCCUCUGCGCACACAAAACGCUGUUUAUAACAACUGUCUGUGUAUAUAUAGUCAUCUCCUUGUACCAUUUAGUUCUGUGUGUUUUUAUUGUGUGUAAUCCAUUUUUGCACUUUUUCUUAAAAAAAACAAAAAAACAAACCAGAACACACACAGUGUGUAGAGGUUCUACUGGUGGUAGCUGUCUACCGUAUUGACCAGAACCACGGUGGGACACGCAGUAGCUUACUAGAGAAGAAACUAGCAUGACCUACAGUGUAAAGCAGCUGUGAUUUAGUUUCCUUUUCUACUAAUCUCAGAUCAGCUUCCAGAGCCUCACACAAGAUUUGUAUGAUUUUAUAAAUGGAGAAGGAGUAGCAGCUUUUAUCUGUCGAAGGCAUAAGUGUGACGAUCUGCAGGGCCCUCACCGGUGGAGGGGUACGUUCAUAUGUAGGGAGGUUUAUUUUACUGCACACUGCAAGUAGAGGGCGCUUCAGUCACUGCCGGCCUGCUAACGGUGUCCUGACGACUGGAUGGAUUUUCUUUUUUUGAAAAAGAUUUAGCCAGGCCCGAAGUUGACUGCUUCUAAACCUUGUAAAUAAAUGAUUGUCUCAUGUUCUUUAUUUCCUAAGACAGGGACUCUGACUGUGUCUUUAUUAACCCAACACUAUUCCUUAUAUUUGCCAAAUAGUCAAUGAGUGCUGUAUUUAUUCUGAUGGUAAUAAUGCAUCUGUUGAUUGUGAUGUACAACAAUAUGUCAUAAGAUUCUAUUUCUGUUGAGGAACAACACGUAUAUAAUGAUGCCAAUGACUAAGCAGGGACUUCAAUGGGUAAACUGUGCUUUUGGAUGUUUGUUUUUAAAACAGAUUUAUAUCGUUCUAUGGGAUUUUUUUCUCUAUAUAGAUACAUAUGUGUCUGAACACACAGAGGACAGGGCGCCCUCUUAUUUACCUCAUCCAACACUUCCUAUUUUGAAUGGUAAAAGGUUUCGUAGGGCUUCAGCGUCGUGUUGGUCACAGCAGAGAGCACAUUAACAGCAGCUUGGUUCCAUUUGGCAAAAUCCAAGUUGACAAAUUGAGUUCUUUUUGCCAAGGUGGCUGAGUCUGUAUCGACAUUAGUAAAUACAUUACAGACUGUUAUGGGACUCUAUAUCUCAAGUGUCUUUCUCGGAUGCAGAUUUUAGUGAUCGGCCGGCUCGUGCUCGUAAUCACGGUGAUCUAGGAAAGAAAAUAAAUGUGGCAAUAAUACUCUGUUAUGUAAUGCUUGUUUAAUUUCAGUAAUGUUGUUGUAUGUAAAAUUGCUAUGAUGUACUAAAUAGAAAUGCCCCAAAGUCAUUUGUGCUUCCAGUUUCGAUCCUGUGUAGUCUAGGAUCCUAAUGCAUGAAACCCUGUAAACCUGUCUUUUUUUUUUUUGUCUUUUUUUCUCGUAAAUUUUACACCAAGUGUACUUAUGUCUGUAAACCAUCACUGAAAACUGGAUCUGUUUCUGGAUGGGGAGGCUGAUGGCGUAUCGUACGGUUCUGUCAAACAGGAGAAGCAGAGCGUCUUUGUUCUGCGCUUGUCGCUGGCCUAACAGCACCACCUAUCCUUGUGCAGUCAGUGCUCGACCUUGUGACGAACGUCAGCUGAAAACAGCAUCUUUUGAUCACUGUGUGGAUUGUUUUCUAUUUACUAAAGAAUGAUCUAUAGCUAGAUACACUGGAUCAGCUGGUGCUUCUGUGUUUUCUUGAUUCUGUGUUUGAGUUUCCUGAUGGUGUAGUUCAACAGACAUUUCUUAGCCUCCUGUUUUGUUUUUGCAUCGACAUUCAGACUUGAUUGCAUUACGCUGUUAGACACCAGUGUAGUUAACGAAUGCAAUUUUAUUUUAUUUUUUUAACUAAAUCAAAAAAAAAUAUUCUGCUUAAGGCUAACUGAAGGUACCGGCGAAGAGAGCCUUUAAAAAAAAAAAAGACAAUAAAUCAAGACAGUACCGCAUAUGGUAUGUAGCAGUCUCUCUUUUUCUGAUGCGAAGCGCCGUAUAGAACUGGCUCGUAAUUCACAGACUAACAUCGAACAGGUUGCAGGUUCUGCACAAGGCAACCUGCAAUCUGAAAGGACAUCAGCAGUGGUUUAGAGGGAAUGUAGGCGUGUCUGUCUUUACACUUAUAAAGAUGGCUGCUGCACUGUUCUGGCCACACGAACCCUAAAAAAUAAUUGAACACGAUUGUUUCGAUAAAUCAAGAUGAGUCUGGCAUUUCCUCUGUAAAUUUAACUGACCUGUCCAGGAUGAGAUGUUUGAUCAGUAAAUAACUAAUAGGUGUGGACAAGCAGCAGUCGUAACCUUCUACCUGCAGGUGGCGCAAUUUAAAAACAAAGCGUUAUUGUUUUCUUUAUCUGUAGAUGGCGCCAAGUAGCACGUCUACACCUGAAGGUGUAAGCUGCUGUUUUCUGGUCUUAACCGUUGGCACUGGCUUCAGGUACUUCGCAUCAAUGACACUAUGUCCUUGUUUACUAUUUGAAGUAGCUUCAAUACUCCUGGAGGAAAAAGGAAAAAAAAAAAAAACCUAUUGAAAAAACAUUUUUAAAGUUUUGUUGUUUUUUUGUGGUGUUUUGCUUUCUGUUCUCUUUUUAUAUACAGAUGGUUUUUGUUAGGUGUUUUUUUGUAUCGUCCUAACCAUGUAUCGGAUACAUGCAACCGCAGUACCAUGUCCUAACUGUAUCUUGUAUCAUGCAUAUGAAAUAAAUUGGAAUUUAAUGACA